Molecule: messenger RNA, 1976 nt
Organism: Plodia interpunctella (Indianmeal moth)
Lineage: Eukaryota; Metazoa; Arthropoda; Insecta; Lepidoptera; Pyralidae
Product: choline-phosphate cytidylyltransferase A-like
Exons: 8
Coding region: 408-1535 (375 amino acids)
Biological process (GO): CDP-choline pathway
Molecular function (GO): phosphatidylcholine binding; choline-phosphate cytidylyltransferase activity
Source: RefSeq, a predicted model, not a curated record
GUCUGAUGGGCUGGCUGACUGAUUAUGUCUUAUUUUCAAAGACACUAUUUGUCUUAAAAAAAGAAAAUUAUUUGUAUUUCCUGAGUGAAUAGAAUAGAUCUCAUAAUAUCCCAUCAUAACUUGAAUUCCGUGACUGGUAAUCUAUUUUUUUAUUCAAACGAGUUGGGUUUGUGAAAUUCAGAAAUUAGUCACGCUUGCUUGCAUAGGCAAGUCGCAACCACAAGUGAGCAGGCAGACAGUGUGGUCCAAGUUCUCUUUAUACAUUAGUUGAGCAAUAAUAUAUUAACAGUUUGGUUAUUGUUACGCAAGAAUAAAAUAGUAAAAAAGCUGUAAAGGAACGAUAACUUGAUACAUUGUUCGUUGAGAGUACAAAUUUUGAAAUCGGCAAAUCUGCGGGCGAUGUGAUAAUGUCUCGAAAAAGGAGUCGACUUAACAGUGAAGAAGAAAUGAGCGCAAAGUUGAUAGGCGCCGGGGAGAGCCAGAAUGGUAGUGACACGAGUUUUCAAAGCAGCACAAGUCAAGUCUCAUUUGAAACAGUUAAGUCCCUUCGGCUAGCGGCACCGUUCAGCACAGAGCCAGCGGCGGUGGCGGAGCGCGAGCGGUGCCACUAUGGCCGAAUCCCGCGGGCCCUGGCGGCGGCGGGCGCGGCCCCGCGGAAGGUCCGCGUCUACGCGGACGGCAUCUACGACAUGUUCCACCAAGGACACGCGCGCCAACUGCAGCAGGCCAAGAACGUAUUCCCUAAUGUCUACCUUAUUGUUGGAGUGUCCAACGACCAGCUGACACACAGCCGCAAAGGACGCACAGUCAUGACUGAGGAGGAGAGGUACGAAGCCGUCCGACAUUGCAGAUACGUCGACGAGGUAAUAAAAGACGCGCCGUGGGAGUACGGCGACGCGUUCCUAGAGAAGCACAAGAUCGACUUCGUGGCGCACGACGACAUCCCCUACACCACGGAGGACUCGGAGGACCUGUACGCUUCCAUCAAGGCCAAAGAUAUGUUCGUAGCUACUGAAAGGACUGAAGGCGUGUCAACGUCGGACAUCGUGGCGCGGAUAGUGCGCGACUACGACAUCUACGUGAGACGGAACCUCGCGCGGGGUUACUCCGCCAAGGAGCUCAACGUGUCCUUCCUCAAGGAGAAGAAGUUCCGGCUACAGAACAAGAUAGACGACCUAAAGGAUAAAGGCAAAAAGGUGAUGACGAACAUCGGCGAGAAGCGCGUGGACAUCCUGACGAAGUGGGAGGAGAAGUCGCGGGACCUGAUAGACGCGUUCCUGCUGCUGUUCGGGCCGGACGGCCGCCUCUCCAACAUCUGGAACGAGUCCAAGGGCCGCCUCAUGCAGGCCCUCAGCCAGCCGCCCUCGCCCGAGCCCAGCGAGGACGGAGACGACGACGACCAACGAGGCUCCGCGUCGCCGCCGCCGCCCAAGGCGCGCCGCUACGACGCGCUGUGGGAGCCACAUGCAGGUAACUGGAUGCAUCGAGCUCUGAGCGCCCUGGCGACGCGCAAGCGCCGUCACAGCGACAGCUGACGGACGACGGCUCCGACAGCGACGACGACUUCCACGACACGCAGCCCUAGCUCCGCCCGGCUCACGUCACACUCCAAGUGGAUUCUCUCACCGUUUGUAUCGUCCAUGCGACAUCGAAGCACGCUGCGAAGUGAAAUGACAUUUGAGUUUCGGUCGUGUUAAAUUAUUUGUAUAGAUAUGAUUUGUAUGUCUUUCUGCAGAGUACAAUUGAGUGAAUGGUUAUCCUACUAGUUUUAUUAAUUUUAUUAUUAUUUAUGUCUAAUCCUAAAUAAAGAAAUACCCGUUCGUGUUUUUAUAGUUGCAGAAUGCCUGCAAUGUUUAGCACCUUGAAAUCAAUGUGUAAGAUUAUUAUAUAGGUGCAGAGAAACUGUUUACAUAGAUAUUAUUUGUAUAGAUAAUAUUUUUGACAGUUGAUUAAAGAGGUGCUUAUUAUUUAUAAAA